UUUUCUUUGAUUAACCACACCUCUAUGAUUGUCAAUGCUGCAAAAAGGUAGAAAUGAGAGUGUUUGCAGUACCUCUUCUUUUCGCUUGUUGUUUGGCCAUCAGUGACCACGUUGAAGCUCUCUUUCCUUUUCAAAACACGUCACUCUCAAUCGAAGACAGAGUUAAGGAUAUCGUUGAUAAUCUUACUUUGGAAGAGCUAGUGGAACAAAUGGCACAUGGUGGUGCUACUUUAAAUGGUCCAGCUCCAGGGAUUCCACGACUACAUAUAAACCCUUACCAGUGGGGUACUGAGUGUCUCUCUGGAAAUGUUAGUGCUGGAGAUGCAACAUCCUUUCCAAUGCCUAUAGGAAUGGCUGCUAGUUUCAAUUACGAUUUAUUGAAACGAGUUACUAAUGCAACUGCUUAUGAAGUGAGAGCUAAACAUGCUGCAGCUGUCAAGGAUGGAUCCUAUGCUUUUCAUACUGGACUGAGCUGCUGGAGUCCUGUUUUGAACAUAAUGCGAGAUCCACGUUGGGGAAGGAAUCAAGAAACUUAUGGAGAGGAUCCUUAUUUAUCAGGCUAUUUGGGACAAGCUUAUGUCAAUGGAUUACAAGGAAAUAAUUCAAGAUACAUCAUAGCUAAUGCUGGCUGCAAACACUUUGACGUUCAUGGAGGACCAGAGAAUAUUCCAACAUCUCGAUUUUCAUUCGAUGCAAAAGUGUCAAUGAGGGACUGGCGUAUGACGUUCCUUCCUCAGUUCAAGGCCUGUGUUGAAGCUGGUGCUCUUAGUUUAAUGUGCAGUUAUAAUAGGAUAAAUGGAGUCCCUGCUUGUGCUAAUAAAGCAUUGCUUACUGAUAUUCUACGAAAUGAAUGGGAUUUUAAAGGUUACGUUGUUAGUGAUCAAGGAGCUCUAGAGUUUAUUGUUAUUGAGCAUCAUUAUGCUCCUGAUUUCAUGAAGGCUGCGGCUGAUGCUGCAAAUGCAGGUACUUGCCUUGAAGAUGGCAAUAUUGGACGUAAAUUUUUCAAUGUUUUUGAGCACCUAGUUGAUGCUGUUAAAAAUAAUCUUGUUAGCGUUGAUACUCUUAAAAAUGCUGUGAGUAGGCUGUUCUAUGUUCGUAUGAAAUUAGGGGAAUUUGACCCACCUGACAAUAAUCCUUAUGCAAAUAUCCCUCUCUCUGUUAUACAGAGUGAUGCUCAUAUUAAUUUAUCUCUUCAAGCUGCAAUGGAGAGUAUUGUCCUUAUGAAGAAUGAUGAUGGUUUUAGGUCGCCUUUUCUACCUAUUACUAAUGAAGUCAAGAAAGCUUGUAUGGUUGGUCCAUUCAGUGAUGAUCCUGAGGUUUUAUUUGGUGAUUAUUCACCAACAUUAAUGCGUGAUUAUGUGAUCACUUCAUUGGCUGGUCUAAAGAAUGCUAACAUUGGUACUGAUACUCUAAACUAUGCAGUUGGCUGUGAAGACGGUCCUGCUUGUAGAAAUUAUGAUAGUGCAAAGGUUCGUUCAGCCUGUGAUGGUGUUGAGCUAAUCAUUGUCACUGCUGGCUUAAGUAAGCACUUGGAGAGUGAAGGAAAGGAUUUAUCAGAUAUCAAUCUACCAGGGCAUCAACUGGACUUGAUGCAAGAUGCUGAAGCAGCAAGUAAAAAUGCUUCUGUUAUUCUUAUACUGUUUAAUGCCAGCCCACUUGAUAUUAGAUAUGCUAAAACUGAUCCUCGUAUUGUUGGUAUACUUGAAGCUUAUUACCCUGGACAGACAGCUGGUAAAGCGAUAGCUAAUGUUCUCACUGGUGAGUAUAAUCCUUCUGGUAGAUUACCUAAUACAUGGCCCGCUAGUCUUGAUCAAGUACCUGGUAUUACCAAUUACACUAUGAAGGAAAGGACGUAUAGGUAUUUCACUCAAGAGCCUCUUUAUCCAUUUGGAUAUGGAUUGUCAUACACAACAUUUCAUUAUUCUAAUUUGAAUAUAUCUUCUACAGCUACUGCUAGUGGGGCUGGUAUGAUUGCAGUGUCAGUCUUGGUCACUAAUACAGGCAGUAUGGAUGGGACUGAGGUGACACAAGUUUAUGUGUGGUGUAAUAUUUCAUAUGCACCUAAACUACAGCUGGUUGGAGUGAAUAAGGACUUUAUUUCUAAGGGAAAAACACUUGAGGUCUCAUUCUCCAUUAAACCAGAGCAGUUGCAGGUAUGGACUGAUGAUGAUAAAUGGGUCAUACCAGUCAGUACUUAUGAUUUGAGUGUUAGUGGUCAACAACCAAAUCAAACAGUCCUUGCUUCCUCUAAUGUACUAAAAGGCUCGUUUAAAAUUCAAUAGACAUACACAUAUCACUUUCAUGUUUAAAUUUGAUUGUUUAGAUUUUUAUUUACAAGCUAUAGCUGUUACUCAGUUUUAUUACAAUUUUUAAUUUUAACUUAUUGUACUUUUGUUAUAGUCUAUUAUUGUCAAAAUUAGAAUUAUGUUCAUGUAUUAAUGAC
Molecule: messenger RNA, 2443 nt
Organism: Amphimedon queenslandica
Lineage: Eukaryota; Metazoa; Porifera; Demospongiae; Haplosclerida; Niphatidae
Product: xylan 1,4-beta-xylosidase-like
Exons: 21
Coding region: 54-2282 (742 amino acids)
Biological process (GO): xylan catabolic process; arabinan catabolic process
Molecular function (GO): alpha-L-arabinofuranosidase activity; xylan 1,4-beta-xylosidase activity
Source: RefSeq, a predicted model, not a curated record